AUGAAUCAGGUCAUCAUUUCCAGCAAAUCGAACCCGAUCAUCAAGGAAUGUCUUAAAAUCAGAACUAAAUAUUCCAAAUAUUUUAAAAAAUGUUUUCCUUUUUCUAGGGAUAGUACUACCAAUAAUAAUUCCGUGAAUGAAAUAUUAAAAAGCGAUCAAGAUGAUCAUUUGCAUCGCUUUGUCUCUCUUCCUCUAUUAAUGAACGGAUCAAAAAUAAUAACAGAAUCAUUUGAGAAAUACAACAUUCAUCCAAAAUGGCUAUUUUAUAGGCAUGAUAAGCCUUUGCUUUUGAAAGAUAAACAAAAUCAAAUACAAUACUUCCCCGUAACGGACAAUUUAAUUAAUUAUAUUUGUGGAGAUAUUGUUAGCAAUGAUGGAUACUGUGCUGUCUAUGAUAAUUAUCAUCCACAAAAAUUAUUUCGUCCUCGAAAAAGAAAUAUAUAUAUUUAUUGUUACAAAAUAAGUGAUCCCAACAAUUUAGGAUCCAUUAUUCGAAUGAGUUUUGGAUUUGAUAUUUCUGCGAUAUUCUUGAGUGAAGAUUGUGUCUCACCCUUUACUGAGCGCUGUAUAAGAAGUUCAAGAAAUUACAUAAUGAAUAUUCCAGUUUUUCAUUUACCCUUAGAGGAAUAUAAAACCAUCAUACAUGAACAGUUGAAAUGUGAUUGCACACUGAUUGCAGAUGCCUCUUCUUAUCAGAAACACAACAUCAAAUCAAUUCUUGAAAUGAAUCACUCUCAACGAACAUUGAAGAAUCUUUGUCUGAUCAUGGGAAAUGAACAUCAUGGACUUAUGUAUCAAGAUCAAGAGUUUCAUACGGUCAUGUCACAAAUACCCAAUAAGGAAUUUGUUUAUAUACCCAUGAGGAAUAACAUUGAUUCUUUUUCUGUGAGUCAUGCAGCAGGAAUUCUCAUGUAUGAAUUGUCCAAUUACAUGAUGACAGACUCGAUACGAUAG
Naegleria fowleri is the source of this 954-nucleotide messenger RNA. RefSeq lists its product as uncharacterized. Gene Ontology annotation, biological process: RNA processing. The transcript has a single exon. Gene Ontology annotation, molecular function: RNA binding; RNA methyltransferase activity. The record is from RefSeq and is a predicted model, not a curated record. Bases 1 to 954 code for a protein of 317 amino acids. Lineage: Eukaryota; Heterolobosea; Eutetramitea; Acrasida; Naegleriidae.